Molecule: messenger RNA, 2021 nt
Organism: Pelodiscus sinensis (Chinese soft-shelled turtle)
Lineage: Eukaryota; Metazoa; Chordata; Testudines; Trionychidae
Source: RefSeq, a predicted model, not a curated record
UGCUCUACUUACUUUAUUCUUCUCUUUUGGAAGCAGUUUCUCCUCCACGUGGGCCAUGAAGCUGUUGCUGGGAGCCAUUCUUCUCCCUGUCUGUUACGGGCACAGAUCUGUGGAUGAAUAACUCUAGUCCAGAGGGUUAAACUCCAUACUAAGAGCCAGCAGACUCUGCCACUGACUUCCUGUGGGACCUUUGGCAAGUCACUUCAUCUCUGUUUCCUGGUCUGGAAUAAUAGUACUCAGCCCUCUUUGUAACGGGCAUGGAAACAAAUGGACGAGAGCACAUACUCCCCACCUGCUCAUCUGGGAGAAGGUCAUUAUCCCCCGGCUAUUCACUGCCGAUGGAGCAUGCAAGAAUAGAUGCUUCUUCUAUUGUCCUGCCUAUCUCUGAUUGGCUCCGGAGUGUGGGAAACUCAACCAAGUCAGAGACCCACAGAUUCUCAACGGGGUUGUGCCAUAUAAAUAAGGGCAGAGCCAGCUUCCAGCAGCACGCUUCCACGGGACUUCAGCCCGACUGAGAUCUGCCUCCUUAGCUCAGGACAGAUGGCUCCCAGCACUGUUUUCAUGGAGCACAACCUGCUGACACCAAAAGAGAAAAACAAACUGAGGAAGCCGGUGGUGGAGAAAAUGCGCCGGGACCGGAUUAACAGCAGCAUCGAGCAGCUGAAACUCCUGCUGGAGAAGGAGUUCCAGAGACACCAGCCCAACUCCAAGCUGGAGAAGGCCGACAUCCUGGAGAUGACGGUCAGCUACCUGAAACAGCAGAGCCAGCUGCAGAUGAAGACUGCCGGAGCCGUCCAUAAAAACGCUCAGUUCGACUUCAAGGAAGGCUAUUCCAGGUGCCUGCAGGAGGCUUUCCAUUUCCUGUCUCUCCAUAAAGUCCAAACAGAAACGCAGAGCAAGCUCUUGAGUCACUUCCAGAAGAGCCAGGUGGCUGCUCCAGAGACCGUCUGCUCCCCUUCCAGCCAGAACACCCCAAAGCAAGCAUCCCUGAAGAACAUCAGUGCUCUCUGGAGACCCUGGUAGACUGUGGGUGGGAGGGCAGAAAAUGCUUGCUCUAUGGACCUUUCUCUUUUAUAUUCCAGAGGAUGGGUAUGACUGCAUUUGAUAGUCCAAUCCUGAUCCUCUCUAUGUAGGGAAUAUUAUUUCCCCUCUUUUAUUUAUAUGUGGGAAGAAUGGAAUACGUUUGAUUUUUCAGUCUCACGUGGAUCCUCUGAAAAAGGUUCAAGUAUUCUGUUGAGUGGUAUUUAAGCUGUGCAAAAACUGGUGACAGUAACGUACACCAGGACUCCGGGUGGAUGGGCAUGUGUCUUCACAAUGAAGGAAAUUUUUGUAGGUGGCUAAAUGUUAUCAGUGUUACAGUUGGGUUAAGAUUGUGACAGAUAGCAGUCUCUGUAGGAGAGAAUUCUCUGAUUUUCCUUGUAAAAGCUGUCAGCUUUGCUCUGGCUUUCUGAGCCAUGUUUGCUCACUCUGAAUUUAGGGCCUCACUCUGUUGGUAGAUGGUGUUACAAGUUCUGUUGCUCUGUUGGCUUGCCGCUUGCAUAGCAGCAAAGAUAGAUUCCUAGCUUCUCUUCACCCCAUCACACUCUGUACAUUAGAGCUAGCAAGAGGUCACUAGAUAAAGCUGUGUGGGAUAUUUCUACCAUGUUGCUGCUUUUUCUGUUUAGGAAAACGAUACCUGAAUGCUUUAUAUUAAAGAAAAAGGAAAGUAGACGCAGAGUUUGGUGUUUCAAUGUUAUACGUUUUGGCUGUCAGGCUAGCUCUUUCCAGCAUGUUCAUUAUUAUAAUGAUGGUCUUUGUACUGAGCAGUUUCAUUCCUUGUGGAUGGUGGGUUUCUCCCCCGGCUGGGAAGAGCCCUAUGGGCACUGUGCAUACUGUGUAUGCAGUAGUAUCCGGUCUGUAGAGAGAAAUAAAAAUGCAUUUGUGUGCAAUUGCCAGCUUGGUUUCCUUCUUGUCAGCUCUGUGCUGGGAUACUCUCUGCUAAUGUAACACCACCACAUGCAUUACAAGAGCAGACUUCUCAG